AUUAACAAAUUUAAGCUAUUCAUUUAAACAAUAAUAUCUUGUAAUAAUAAAAUAUAUAUUUGUAACAAUUGUAAAAGUAAACAUUAUAUUAUUCCGUAAUUUUAAAGGUUGCACGAUGAAUUUUUAAAGAUUUUUUCAAGAUAUUAAAAAAUUCUUAAUUUAUAAUGACAUUCAGUGCACGAAUUCUAUUAACAUAAAUUCAUAUAAACGUGAAAUAUCUGAAUGACAUUAUCAAAUUUGUCAUUUUACGUAAAUCAGUAUAAUUUUUAAUAGACAUGGAUUGCCGAAUUUUUGGUAGUUUGAAGACAACAGUUGCUAUAUAUAAAUCUUUUAAAUACAAUACAGGUAAUUUGUAUCUUGUAUUGCAAAGGAGUAUAUAUAGUAAAGUGGAACCUAUAGAUAAGGAUGUCAGUAAUGUAGAAAUUGUAGUACCCUGGGGUAAAGUAGCAGGAAAGCUAUGGGGAAAUGAUAAGAAUAAGCAACCUAUUUUGGCACUUCAUGGAUGGCAAGAUAAUGCUGCUUCCUUUGAUAAUUUAAUACCAUUGAUUAAACAACAUGGACCAAUACUUGCAAUUGAUUUACCUGGUCAUGGUUUAUCCACUUGGUUACCUCGAGGACAAAUGUAUUUUGAGAUCAAUUACAUAUUGUUAAUCUGUAGGUUAAAAAAAUAUUUUGGUUGGGGAAAAGUAAAAUUGUUGUCACAUUCAUUAGGUUCUCAUAUAUGUUUCUGUUACGCUUCAUUAUAUUCGGAUGAAAUAGACUAUGUAAUAAGCAUUGAUCAUUUAAAACCUCCUUCUAGGACUAUUAAAUAUUAUAAUAAAAUAUUUUCAAAAGCCAUUGCACAAUUUCUUACGAUAGAGGAAAUAGAAAAUAAACCACCUAUUUAUGAAAAAGAAGAACUUAUAAAAAAAUGGAUUAAAAAUUCUUAUAAUUCUUUAACUGCAGAUGCAUGCAAAAUAUUAAUGACUAGAGGUGUCACAGAAAUGUCUGAUGGAACAGUCUUUAUAAACAGAGAUCCAAGAUUAAGAAUUCUUCCAGUUCAUACUUGUUGGUCCCAUGAACAAUUACUAGAAAUGGCUAGACAUAUAAAAUGUCCAUAUUUAGUUAUACAAUCUGACAAAAAAAUAUAUAUGGAAGAUUUAAAAUAUUAUUAUGAUACUUUAGAUAUUUUAAAAGAAAGUAGCAAUGAUUGUCGAUAUCAUUUUAUACCAGGUACACAUCAUAUUCAUCUUGUUGAUGCACAAGCAUUGGUAAAAGCUAUUGAUCCUUUUCUUGAAAAAUAUAACAAAUAACAAUUUUCAUGUAAAAAAUAAUAUAUGUAAUAUUAAUACUUAUUUAAAACUAACUUAAUUUAUAAGCAGUUCAUACUGCAAUGAUAA
This is a messenger RNA of Vespula pensylvanica (western yellowjacket), 1379 nucleotides long. Its product is annotated as probable serine hydrolase. The record is from RefSeq and is a predicted model, not a curated record. The transcript is spliced from 3 exons. Bases 276 to 1292 code for a protein of 338 amino acids. NCBI's taxonomy places the organism in Eukaryota, Metazoa, Arthropoda, Insecta, Hymenoptera, Vespidae.